GAUUGAGAUUCAAGUAUUUUGUGGAUAAAUCAAAUUUUUGUAUGUUUUUUUUUAGUUUCACAGAAUGACCCGAGGAUUCUUUUCAGUUAAACUUUGAGGCAGUUGCACAAAAACCUUAAAAACUAUGAUAACAUGAUUAUCAUCUAAAAUCAUGGAUCAGCUCACAAAUAUGGCCUUUGCCAGAAGUGUAAAUUGUUAGAGCACAUACUCAGUUACAUAUAGAAGGUUAAAAAUGCAGUCUAAAUAUAUCAGUGAACAGGGUACACAUUUACUGAUUGUGAAAAUGUUUGAAAUUGCAGGUUACGCCAUGUUUGCUGGAGGUCUGACAGUAGGCCUGUGCAAUCUAUUCUGUGGCAUCUGUGUAGGCAUUGUGGGAUCUGGUGCCGCACUUGCAGACGCACAAAAUGGAAGCCUCUUCGUGAAAAUUCUUAUCAUAGAAAUCUUUGGUUCAGCUAUAGGCCUAUUUGGUGUUAUUGUAGGCAUCUUGCAGGUAAGACUUGACUUGUUUUCCACAAGGAGUGCAACAUCUGAUAAUAAUAAUUUGGCUCACACUUUUUUAGAAAAGUUGAAAAGUCAUGGAAAUGAUUUCAAUAACAUAACUGC
Molecule: messenger RNA, 603 nt
Organism: Owenia fusiformis
Lineage: Eukaryota; Metazoa; Annelida; Polychaeta; Sabellida; Oweniidae
Source: the annotation of a GenBank genome assembly